Molecule: messenger RNA, 3461 nt
Organism: Dromaius novaehollandiae (emu)
Lineage: Eukaryota; Metazoa; Chordata; Aves; Casuariiformes; Dromaiidae
Gene: CCDC40
Product: coiled-coil domain 40 molecular ruler complex subunit
Exons: 19
Coding region: 322-3360 (1012 amino acids)
Biological process (GO): epithelial cilium movement involved in determination of left/right asymmetry; axoneme assembly; heart looping
Cellular component (GO): cytoplasm; cilium
Source: RefSeq, a predicted model, not a curated record
CGCCGGGCCCCGGAGGGGGCCCCCGAGCAGCCGCGGGCCCGGCCUGCGCGCUCCCGCUCUGCGCCGCGCCCCGGGCCUCCUCCCCCGCGAGGCGCCGCUGCCGGGGCCGCACCGCUCCCCCCGGGCGGGCCUGAUGCUCCGGCAGAGGGGCCCGGGUGCGAUCCGGCUCGGGGGAGCGCGGUGUCCUCGAAGGCCCGUCGCGUUUUAUCGCGGAGCUUACAGCUUCUCCUCCAAAGACACGCUGGCGCUGCACACUGCUUGGAUUUGACAGUACAGCCAGAGAACAAGAAUGAUAGUGAAGAAGAAGAGACUAUUCCUCUGAUGGACCAAGAAGAGACAUUUCUCCCAGCAGAAGGAGUCACCUUUGGGGCUGCAGAGCUGUCCACUGGUUCUGCAGAAGAAAAAUCUGCUGAGGCUUUCUCAGACAAAGUCAAAGUUGACAGUCGUCCUCCUGAAUUGGGUGACAUGGAACAGCCAAUAAUAGACAGAGGAAACCCUUCCCACACCUCUUCAGGAGCUCUUACGCGGACAUCGGCAUUGUCAGUGCAGGUGGACAGUCAUGCAGAAUCAGGUGACAUUGGAGAACCCAUUUCUCUCUAUUCGGAGGCUGCCUUUGAGGAAUUCAGUCAGUAUGCUAGUGAGCAUGGUGGCCAAAGAAGGCAACAAGAAUACCAACAGCAUGGAGCUGAGGAAAUUGAAAAAAGUGGAAGAAGCGAGGAAACAGCAGAAGAAACACAGCUGGUUGUCUUGGAUCCAGAACAUCCUCUAAUGAGAAGAUUCCAGGCUGCCCUGAAGAAUUACCUUACCAGGCAGAUGGAAAAAGUGAAUCUGGAGCUUCAGGAGCUGAGGACAGCCACAAAGAAGGGCAGAGUACAGAGAGAAGAGCUUGGAGUGAUUCUUUAUGGAGUCCAGCAGCAGCUGGCCCAGCUGCAGAUGGAACUGGAGAAGAGCCGUGACCGCCAUUCCCAAAUAGCCACAGUGCGUCAGCAGCUAGAAGAGGAACUGGAGGGCCUCAGGCUUACUUACAAGAAAACAUGUCAGAACACAGAUGAUGAACGCAAGAAAGUUUCGGCAAUGCAGACCCAGGUGGAAAAACUGGCCUUGCAUCUCUUCUACAUGCAGAAUAUGGACCAGGAUAUGCAUCAUAAUAUUUUACUGAUGAAACAGUCAACAAAGAAGGCUGAAGCAGAGAAAGUCCAGGCUGAGGUGGAAAAGAAAAAACAGGACCUUCUAGUGGACCGCUUAACAAGAAAAGCCUAUGAACUACAGGAACAAGUUGCCCUGUUCGAAGCUCAGAUUGUGGCCCAGGCAGAGGACACAAAAAUAACUCGACAAGCAGUAAAUGAGGCUAGUAUGGAGGUACAGGCUAUUAACAUGGAGAAGAAGCGGUUGAUGAACCACUGGAAUAGUAGUUUGGCUGGAAUGAGGCAAAGAGAUGAGGCCUAUGCUGCCAUACAAGACUUGCUGAGCAAGUACAGACAUGAGCUCAAGUCCCUAGAAAUAGAUAUCUAUGGCUGCAGAAAGUCAAUCAGGAAGGAAGAGGAGAAGAAUGAGAUGCUCGUCACCAUCCUGAGCCGUUCUCAGAAUGAUGCUAAUAUGACAAAGAAAAUGAUUGCCCAGUGUCUUUCAAGGCAGGAGGCCUUGAAGGUUGAAUCUAACACCUAUACCCGCAUUCUCCAGGAGACAGAGCAGGCCCUCAGUAGAACAAAGAUGGAUCAAGCUGCUCGUGUGAACGAGUUGCUAUCCAUCAGUAAGGAUAUAGAGAAAGGAACUGAUACCAAAGAGCAAAUGGAGAAUGAGAUCAUGGCAAAGCUUCAGGAUCAGAUGAUGUCCAGCAAAGCAGCAAAAUACUUCUCGCAGCUGGCUGAAAAACUUCGUAAGAGAAAAAUGGAUCUGGAGCUGCAUUUUUCCAAAGUUGAGAAUGAUACAGCCCAAGUAAUUCUGAAUGCAACUCAUACUAACUGCAGGCUGACCGUUCUCCAAAAAACACUUUCUGAGCUGGACAAGGAAAUAAAAAAUAUCCACGACCUGAUCAGCCGUAGUGAAACUGAGAUCACAAAGCGCAGUCUCCUGAUUGAGAACAAGCAAGGGGUCAUCAACCUGUGCAACAAAAGGCUGGAGAUGAUUCUUUCCCAGCUUGGGGGGCAAGAGUUGGGACCACUGGAAAUUGAGAUCAACAGACUGACCAAGCAGAUAGAAGAAUGUAAUUCUGAGGUGAUGACACUACAGAAGUACUGGCUUAAGCUGCAGAAAGAGCUGGUCAAAUUAACGCACGGACGGGAGGAGCAGCUAGCCUCCUUGGAUAUGUUAAAGAAGCAGAUCACAAUCAUGCAGCAGAAGAAAGUACGCAUUGAAAAUGAAAUUCAGCAGGAAACAAAAGAGCAGAAAGACAUUGAACGUCACAUGAGGAACAUGUCGAAUGACUUGAUAAAGUUAAAUAUAUUGAUCAACAAGAACAGCAACAGCUUUGAGGAGUUGCAAUAUGGCAACAUUAUCACAGAGAAUGAGUUUGUAUGCUCUCUGAAGGCAGCAGAAAAAGAAUCAAUUGAGAUGCAGGAGAAGCACAGUCAAUUGAGUGAGGAGAAGGAAAGACUCCUAAACAGCUUGGUGGAAGCAGAGCAUCAAAUCAUGCUGUGGGAGAAAAAGAUCCAGCUGGCCAAAGAGAUGCGUUCAACAGUGGAUUCUGAGACAGGACAAGGCGAAAUCCGAGCCAUGAGAACAGAGAUUCAUAGGAUGCAAGUCCGUUAUGGCCAGCUGAUGAAGCAGCAGGAGAAGAUGAUUCGUGAUAUGGAGGCAUCUGUCUCUCGUAGAGAGACCAUAGCGAUUCGUGGAGAAGGUCAGAGCAAAAUGGAUAAGAAGCACAUCACCAAGAGCGACUUCCACCGCAAGAAACAGGAGCUGAGAAAGAAGAUCAGUGAAACGCAGAAGAAUGCUCAAGACUGCAACAAAACUAUCAUGGAGCUGAAGAGCACCCAAGCAUCCCUUAGUGCCGCCUGCUUGGAAAAGCAGCAGGAAGUUGGCGCCCUGCAGGCUGAGUCUGAUGGCCUGGAUUCAGACCUAGAAUGUCUUCAGAAAAAAAAACGAUGGAAUCUUUUGGAGAUUGUGGCUUAUCAAACACGCCAGAAGCACCUGCAGGCAGUGAAGGAAGGGAAAUACACGCCCCUGUGCCGCACUGAAGAAGCCUGGAGAAACGAGCAGCAGAAAUUGCAGGAGCGGCUUCGCACCGUUAAUGUCAUAGUCCACCAGAUCCAGGAGGAGCGUCCUGAGCACCGGAGGGCUCUGCAGUGGCUCAGCGAGCGUUUGGAGGCCAGGCUGGGCUCGCGGGAAGCAGAGCAGACAGUGGGAGCCAGAUCCGAAUAAAAUAUCUGUUAGAGUUCUUCUAAUAAGUGUAACCCAACCUCCGUAGCUGUUCUAGGUGUGGCAGGUUUUUUAAGUAAAAAAUAUAUAUAUAUUUGAAUGUA